CCCGCUCUUCCGAUCUUGCCGCUGGCCGGGCUGGGCCGCUACGCGCUGCAGUGGCCCGGCACCUGGUGCUUCAUCAGCGCCGCCGGGGGCAGCGCCUUCGCCGCCGCCUUCGCCGCGCUGGGGCUGCUGGCCCUCGUGGUCACCGGCGCCUGCAACCUGGCCACCAUCGGGGCGCUGGUGGCUCGCUGCCGCGCCAAGGCCCGCGCGGCGCAGCCCGGCCAGCGCUGGGGCCGCAUCGCCACCGAGACGCUGCUGCAGCUGCUGGGCAUCAUGUGCGUGCUGACCGCCUGCUGGUCACCGCUGCUGAUCACCAUGCUGAGGAUGGUGGCGGAGCAGGCGGCCGGGCCGAGCCGGGGCGGCGCGCGGCGCUGGGAGCAGCAGGAGUGGCACCAGGACUGCCCAGGCUGCCGCAGGCCCUGUAUCACCAUGCUGAGGAUGGUGGCGGAGCAGGCGGCCGGGCCGAGCCGGGGCGGCGCGCGGCGCUGGGAGCAGCACCAGGAGUGGCACCAGGAGUGGCACCAGGAGUGGCACCAGGAGCGGCACCAGGAGCAGCAGGAGUGGCACCAGGAGUGUGACCUGUCCCUGACCGCCGUGCGCCUGGCCUCCCUCAACCAGAUCCUGGACCCCUGGGUGUACCUGCUGCUGCGCAGGAUCCUGCUGCGCCGCUUCUGCCAGGCUGCCAGCGCCGUCUGCAAGGGCUCCAGCACCGAGUGCAGGGACAGGGACAGGGACAGGGACAGGCACAGGGACAGGGACAGGGACAGGGAUGGCGACAGGGACGGGGACAGGGACAGGGACAGGGACAGGGACAGGGACAUCACCCUGUCCCACCAGAUCUGCCGGACCGCAGCCUGAGGGGACCCCACAGUGGCCUCAGGGCACAUUGCCACAGCUCCAGGAGCCUGGAAACCCUCGUGGGGAUCUGCCCCGUGCUGGCACCCCCUGACCGUAUCACUGCUGUGCCCAGAGUGCCACGUUGUUCCUGCAGGGUGCCACAGGUGCUGGGAUACAGCAGGGCAGGACACUCCGGGGGCAUCGGUGGCUGAGCUGCACCACGGGGUAAGGACAGUCCAUGGUCACUGCAGAGUGGGAUCA
Messenger RNA from Ficedula albicollis (Collared flycatcher), 1095 nucleotides. It is a transcript of the gene PTGER3, whose product is annotated as prostaglandin E receptor 3. Gene Ontology annotation, molecular function: prostaglandin E receptor activity. Gene Ontology annotation, cellular component: plasma membrane. The record is from RefSeq and is a predicted model, not a curated record. NCBI's taxonomy places the organism in Eukaryota, Metazoa, Chordata, Aves, Passeriformes, Muscicapidae. Gene Ontology annotation, biological process: inflammatory response; adenylate cyclase-activating G protein-coupled receptor signaling pathway; positive regulation of cytosolic calcium ion concentration. The annotation marks the transcript as partial. The transcript has 4 exons.